Molecule: messenger RNA, 3937 nt
Organism: Labeo rohita (rohu)
Lineage: Eukaryota; Metazoa; Chordata; Actinopteri; Cypriniformes; Cyprinidae
Gene: slc38a5a
Product: solute carrier family 38 member 5a
Exons: 21
Coding region: 526-2172 (548 amino acids)
Biological process (GO): serine transport; L-histidine transmembrane transport; glycine transport
Molecular function (GO): glycine transmembrane transporter activity; L-glutamine transmembrane transporter activity
Source: RefSeq, a predicted model, not a curated record
UGUUACCACGUUUCUGACUUUCAAGCUCUUUCUCUCCUUUCACUCCAUCUGUCUGUAUUAGAUAACAUACUCAAGAACCAUCUAGGAGUAUUAAACCAUCAUUUUUCUCUUUCUGCAUCUGUUGGAAGAUCUAUUUGUUGCCUACAUUGAAGAUUUUUAAUUCAAGUGUCAAAAGGUGAGCUGUGAAUGUGUUCUCACACAAGCCGGGCAGCUUCACUAAGGCAACAACGAAACAAACGAAUGAAUGAAGACUGUCUGACCUUGGGAUACUACCUAACUACAUUUAGAGACUUUUGACUUUUGCUGGUUUCUCUUUAUCCCACAGUGGCUUGUAAUACUUGGAGAAAGUGGUUAGCAUGGGUGGCUUAAUGGCUUAAACCAAAGCAAGCCAUUAACGAGUUUGGACGCGGAGUUAUCCAUUUACCUGACCAAUGGCAAUCAGGGGGAGUGUACAGAUUGUGUUUACAGAGCUUGACCUUACAGACAGUGUUCUUUGGAGGAUUGUUAAGUGUUCUAUAAUCUAAAAUGGAGCUACAGAAAAUGUCCGACGGCCAACAUGACAAAAUCGCAGAGAAUGGAUUUGAUGCCCUUGAAUUGGAACAACACAAAAUGUCAAACGGUCACUAUGAUCUCAGCCUUGACAGAAUCCCAGAGAAUGGAUUUGAUGCCCUUGAAAUGGAACAACAGAAAAUGUUAAAUGGUCACUAUGAUCUCAGCCUUGAUAAUGGAUUUGAUGCCGUUGAAUUGGAACAACACAAAAUGUCAAAUGGUCACUAUGAUUUGAACACUGACAGAAUCCCAGAGAAUGGAUUUGAUCACCUUGAAAAAAUAACAGAGGGUGAUACCUUCCUCUCCAGUAAGACUCAGUUUACAGAUUCUGAGGGAAAGACUUCUUUCGGAAUGUCUGUUUUCAACCUCAGUAACGCGAUUAUGGGCAGUGGGAUUCUGGGACUGGCUUAUGCCAUGGCCAAUACCGGAAUCAUCCUUUUUGUAUUCCUAUUGAUAUUCAUCGCUAUUCUCUCCGCCUACUCCAUACAUCUGCUUCUGAAAAGUGCAGGAGUGGUUGGCAUCCGUGCAUAUGAGCAGCUCGGGUACCGUGCAUUUGGUCGACCUGGGAAAAUCUUAGCAGCAUGCAUUAUAACACUGCACAACGUUGGAGCAAUGUCCAGUUACCUGUUUAUUGUGAAGAUAGAGUUACCUCACAUUAUUCAGGGACUUGUGGAACUGCCAGAUAAAUUAGAUAACAUGCCCUGGUAUGUUGAUGGGAGGUAUCUCAUCGUUAUCGUUAGUGUCUUGGUCAUUUUUCCCCUGGCAAUGAUGAAACGACUUGGCUAUCUUGGCUACACCAGUGGUUUCUCUCUCAGCUGCAUGGUCUUCUUCCUCAUAUCUGUCAUCUACAAGAAGUUUUCCACACCUUGUCCUUUAGAAGAAAAACACAGCUUUAACGAAACAGUACACAAUCAAAGCAUACACAACUCUACCGAUGACAUGUGUGAAGCCAAACUUCUAACCAUCAACCCAGCGACUGCUUUUACCAUUCCCAUUAUGGCAUUUGCUUUUGUGUGUCACCCUGAAGUGUUGCCAAUUUACACAGAACUCAAAAAUCCAAGCAAGAAACGCAUGCAAAACGUUGCUAAUAUCUCAAUUAUGGCCAUGUUUGUCAUGUACCUGCUGACUGCCAUCUUUGGCUACCUCACCUUCUAUGGAAAUGUGCAGUCAGAGCUUCUGAAGAUGUACAGUAAAAAAGACACCUUGAUGCUGUGCGUUCGUCUGGCUGUGCUGAUAGCAGUGACGCUGACCGUUCCCGUGGUCCUCUUCCCGAUUCGUCGUGCCAUCUUGCAGCUUUUUUUCUCUGAUAAGCCUUUCAGUUGGGUGCUUCACAUCUUCAUCGCUGUGUCCCUACUCAUCUUUGUCAACCUGCUCGUCAUCUUGGUGCCCAGCAUUCGUGACAUCUUCGGCUUCAUCGGUGCCACAUCUGCUCCCAGCCUCAUUUUCAUUCUGCCAGGAAUAUUCUACAUUCGCAUUGUUCCUGAAGAAGAGGUGCCGUUGAAAUCUCGGCCAAAGAUCCAGGCAUUUGCAUUUGUGGUACUGGGUUUCAUCUUCAUGAUUAUGAGCAUAACGUUCAUCACAGUUGAGUGGAUGACCAGAGGGACGGCAUCGGGUGGCCACUGAAAGAGCACAACUGGAUUCCAACACUUAAAGACCAAAUCUAAUACAGAUCACAAACUCCUAAACCUGCAACCUCUGAACCAGGUUUAAUAUCAUUCAAAUAAGAAAACUCACUCAUUUCAGUAUGUCCAAAAUGAAAAAGGGCUCGUUACCUAAAUUCAAGAAGAAUGCAAAGAAGAGCGGUAAGGUUAGAGCUAUGAUGCUCUACUGACAGUUUGAAAAUAUUUUAUAAAUGCAUUUUUAAUGAAAGACAAUUUUAUAUGCAAAGGUAUUGCUGUUAUAACUGGCAGAUGGAUCUUCCUAACUACACAAAACUGGUGCAAAAACUGUGAAACUGAGAUGAGAAUUUACUCAUCUGUAUUGCCAAAGUUGUCAACAUGCAGUUUGAAAUCUACCUCCUACUACAGAGAGAAAUUUUACAGUGACAGAGUUCUGUUUUUAUAGCUCACAGUGCAUAUUUUGGGGUGUUUCAUAAGUAAAAAAAACAUUAGAAAAAGUGAAACGUUAGAAUCUGAUGAUCCUUAACAAAUUCAUUUUAUCAUUAUUAUAUUUUUUAUCCUUAAGCUAAUUCUUACACAUUCUAUUUCCAGAGUUAAAUUAGUUUUUGAAUCCCAGCAAUUCAAUUUGUUCUCAAACCUUUUGACCCCACUGUAUGUGAAUUUGAGUUAAUGUCAUUUUUGAUGAAUGAUAAGCGGUCCUAUCAUUCAGCAGUUCUGCAAAUAGUUUCUAACAUUGUUUAAAUAGGACCAAUGUACAGUUUCGUGAUGAAUUUUAGCAUUAUGUUUAAGCACAAUGCUUCAAUGUCAGAGGAAGAAACUGAAGUAAAUGUAUUGGUACUUUUUUGUCUUGUUACAUCAUCGAAGAGAUGAAAUCUGCAUUACGAGUUGUCUUACAACACACCAAUAGUGUUUAGUAAAGUUCUCAGCACCGUUAUACAACAACAUUUCUUUACUCCGUUUUAGAGAGGACAAGGAAUAUAGAUGUCUGAAUACUAAUUAUCUAGUAGUAUUCAAGUAACACACAACACCGUUGGUCAUUUUUCAUGUUGUAUGUCAUUUUUGUUUGUUGGAAAUACUUCUUGAACAUCUGCGCAUACUUGUAACAAACUUGAAAAAUGUUGUUGGAAUAAUUUAUUUCUGGUUUACAUGGUGACCUGUUGUCUUUCAGUAACAAAAAAAUCCACUCCAGAAAUGGGUCGGACAAUGAAUGAUGUUGAUCAUUUCAUGCGAAAUGUCACUACAGCAUAACACAGCUUUGAUGGGAAAGCAGAAUUCAUCAACAAUACACGCGUUGAGAUGUUUCUGUGGUCAUACUAUGCAUACUAAUAUCAGUAUCUAUGAGUUUAUUUGGAUCAGGACUAAAAUUGUUUCUUGCUGGACUUUACAAUUACUUUAUCAAUAAUGUCAACAUGUAUGUUUGUUUUGUAUAGUCUUUUAAGUACAUUUUGUGUGUGUGUGAAAUGGAAGAAACGUUCCAUUAAUUGUACAUCUGUGUACAUAUUCUGUACAUAUUAUGCAGACUUUUUAUGUUCACAUUGGACCCGAAUGGUGAGCGAAAAAUGAAACAUGUAAUGCUUAACAGAUCAAUUACUGGGAAGUUUUUUUAAUAGAAUUACAUUUAAAUUAAUUCCUAUUUCCCCAUGAUUGUUUUUAUAAAGUGCCUGACAUAAAAUCAGUGAAAACAACUGUAGCACUCCACAGUGGUUACUGUUCAGAAAUACUUGUAUUUAUUGUUGAACAAAUUGGUCCUGAAUAAAAAGUUUAUGAAA